AUGAUUGUUGCAUUUCGAAAGUCUUGGACCCCGUCGCCCUCGUUGAUAAAAGAGUUUCCAACAAUAGGUUGCCACCCUGAAAAUACAAAAUGUAUAGGGGAGAGGGCGGAGAAAGAAGUGAACACACUCUCUUUCGACGGCGAAAGCGACCAAACAGGACAUGAAGAAGUAGAGUCCGCAGGGCGUCAGGUUCCACUCUUGGUUCUCGUUCAGCAUGUGUGGCUUCCGCUACACAGGAAUUGA
Molecule: messenger RNA, 243 nt
Organism: Sphenostylis stenocarpa
Lineage: Eukaryota; Viridiplantae; Streptophyta; Magnoliopsida; Fabales; Fabaceae
Source: the annotation of a GenBank genome assembly